CACCAUACCUGACAUGAUUCAAAAGUGUCUGUGGCUUCAGUUCCUUAUGGGUAUGUUCAUUGCUGGCACCCUAUCCCUGGACUGUAACUUACUGAAUGUUCACCUGAGAAGAGUCACCUGGCAAAAUCUGAGACUUCUGAGUAGUAUGAGCAAUUCAUUUCCUGUAGAAUGUCUACGAGAAAACAUAGCUUUUGAGUUGCCCCAAGAGUUUCUACAAUACACCCAGCAUAUGAAGAGGGACAUCAAGAAGGCCUUCUAUGAAAUAUCCCUACAGACCUUCAACAUCUUCAGCCAACACACCUUCAAAUCUUGGAAAGAGAGACACGUCAAACAAAUCCAAAUAGGACUUGAUCAGCAAGCAGAGUACCUGAACCAAUGCUUGGAGGAAGACAAGAAUGAAAAUGAAGACAUGAAAGAAAUGAAAGAGAAUGAGAUGAAACCCUCAGAAGCCAGGGUCCCCCAGCUGAGUAACCUCGAACUGAGGAGAUAUUUCAACAGGAUAGACAAUUUCCUGAAAGAAAAGAAAUACAGUGACUGUGCCUGGGAGAUUGUCCGAGUGGAAAUCAGAAGAUGUUUGUACUACUUUUACAAAUUCACAGCUCUAUUCAGGAGGAAAUAAG
Messenger RNA from Rhinopithecus roxellana (golden snub-nosed monkey), 620 nucleotides. RefSeq names its product interferon kappa (gene IFNK). The record is from RefSeq and is a predicted model, not a curated record. The coding region runs from base 14 to 619 and encodes 201 amino acids. Gene Ontology annotation, molecular function: cytokine activity; type I interferon receptor binding. NCBI's taxonomy places the organism in Eukaryota, Metazoa, Chordata, Mammalia, Primates, Cercopithecidae. The transcript has a single exon. Gene Ontology annotation, biological process: response to exogenous dsRNA; adaptive immune response; positive regulation of peptidyl-serine phosphorylation of STAT protein. Gene Ontology annotation, cellular component: extracellular region.